Messenger RNA from Eutrema salsugineum, 348 nucleotides. RefSeq lists its product as uncharacterized. Bases 1 to 348 code for a protein of 115 amino acids. NCBI's taxonomy places the organism in Eukaryota, Viridiplantae, Streptophyta, Magnoliopsida, Brassicales, Brassicaceae. The record is from RefSeq and is a predicted model, not a curated record. The transcript has 2 exons.
AUGAAUUACGACAUCCAGACGGCAGGUGCAAAACGUUUGAUUCAGUUGAAAGAGUUAGACGAGAUUCGCAAUAAUGCCUAUGAGAACUCUAAGAUCUACAAAGAGAAAACUAAGGCGUUUCAUGUUCUACUUUAUAACUCACGGUUAAAACUGUUUCCUGGGAAGUUUAGAUGGCGAUGGUCUGGGCCUUUCAAAAUCAAAGACGUUUUACCAUAUGGUGUUGUGGUUCUAUGGAACCGUCAAGGAGGCGAUUUCACUGUCAAUGGACAACGUCUUAAGUCAUAUCUUGCAGACAUUCAAGAAGAAAAGGAAGAUCCGAUCUCCUUAGCAGAUGCGCCGAAUGCCUAA